Messenger RNA from Paramisgurnus dabryanus, 906 nucleotides. RefSeq names its product H2A.X variant histone family member 1 (gene h2ax1). Gene Ontology annotation, cellular component: nucleosome. Gene Ontology annotation, molecular function: structural constituent of chromatin; protein heterodimerization activity; DNA binding. NCBI's taxonomy places the organism in Eukaryota, Metazoa, Chordata, Actinopteri, Cypriniformes, Cobitidae. The record is from RefSeq and is a predicted model, not a curated record.
GCUUACAUCAUAAGCGAAAGCGCAUUUGUCUACUCACAGCAAACACAACGUUAUUUUCACACAGUCGGUUUCUUUGUUGUUAAGAUAUGUCUGGAAGAGGUAAAACCGGGGGGAAGGCCCGCGCCAAGGCCAAGUCUCGUUCAUCCAGAGCUGGACUUCAAUUUCCAGUCGGACGUGUACACAGAUUACUACGCAAGGGGAAUUACGCCGAGCGCGUAGGCGCGGGAGCUCCAGUUUAUUUGGCCGCGGUCCUGGAAUACCUGACGGCUGAGAUCCUCGAGCUGGCCGGAAACGCAGCCCGAGACAACAAGAAAACAAGGAUCAUCCCCCGUCACCUCCAACUCGCUGUCCGCAACGACGAGGAGCUCAACAAGCUUUUAGGCGGCGUAACCAUCGCACAGGGCGGAGUGCUGCCGAACAUCCAAGCGGUGUUACUCCCGAAGAAAACCGAGAAGCCUGCCAAGAGCAAGUAAUCUUUGCCCUGGACACGGACACAAAAACACGAGCUGCCAGUUUGAGUAACAUGUUCGGUUCUCUACUUCGCGUUUAUAUUUUGUUUCAUGAAGACAGCAGCUGCAUCUUGUAAACUAUUAUUUGUGGUGUCGAUUAUUGUUUUUGGACAAUUCCCUGUGAAUAAGGCAAACGCACAAAGGCGCGCUCCCUCGCACCACCGCUGGCUAAAAAUGGCCAUGGGACAUUCAUCAUGGUGGACCCUUGAUGAUCCUUAGUGAAAUACAAAAGAGAAACUCAAAUUUGAGGGAUGAAUGGAAAGUCAUUGUAUAUGGACCAAUGUUGGUUACAUUUUAUUUGUCACUGCUUUAAAUUACAUGCAAGUCAUGUCCUUUAUCUGCUUAAGUGGUUAUGUUAUGUUUAAUAAAAUGUAAAACGCCAGAACAAGGCACAAAA